AUGCGUGACGCGCAGACGGAGAGAGACAAGCGCAAGUAUUCGUCCAUGAAACUCGCGAGACGGCGCACCUUGUCGUCGCCGCAAGACGUGGCCGCUACGGCUGCCAACGACGCCGCUGCAGCGGCCGCGGCAGCAGCGCGCAGCGUGGCGGACGGGUCUGUUUACGGGUCGCUUUCGCGCCAUGAGUCGGUUAGAAGUACGACCUACAGAGAUACGGGCAGUCUUUUCAGGAGCAAGACCAUGACAGGGAAACCGACGUACAGUCUGCGGCGACGGGGGCCAGUCCCUCAGCCGCAAUCUUCGGGAUACGCGUACGCUCCUGGUAAACCAGGCGCCGUCGUCAGUAGCGGCGGCAGCGGUGGUACGGUUUCCGGACGAGGCCGCAAGACGUUUUUGCAGAGCGUGAAGGGCAUGUUUUCGUUUGAUCGCAAGGGCCGGAAGACAGUCAGCUCUGUUAUUGAUGUCGAGGAAGUAGAUCGUCUUGAGAAUGAAAUGCUGCAGUCUCAAGUGGCUGAAAGUGCUGCGCGCGAGUAUUUGUUUGAUGAGCCAAGUGAGCUUGGUGAUCUACCGCAGCAGCAGCACCGAGAAAGUGAUUCAUACAAUCCGUAUCUGGGAUUCAGGCAAUUUUCGGGAGAACCGCGUCGCCAGACGGGUGUCGAAGGCGAUGCCGGGCAGCAGUCUGCCAUUCUUAUUGAUCGCACAAAUGAUAGCUUCGGUGGUGAAUCAGAUAGUCUGUAUGCUAUCUCUCAGGUUCCGCCCCUUGAGCCUCGUCGAUUGCGUCAGCAGCAAUCGCAACAUCAGCAGCAGCAAAAAACGAAUCACUCGACGUCCUCUUAUAUGUCUUUCAUCCGCCGUCUGCAAGAUCGUGGCUCUACCGCCACUGCAUCAGCGACAGAGGAUAACAACGCGCCACCUGCUCAGAAGCCAAGGAUUGCUAACGUGAAGACCGUGUUUCCGAAUUAUUCAAAGCGACGAGCUCCGCCUGUACCUUCGUCGCAACCGGCUGUUGUGUCUACCACUUCCUUCUAUGCCGCUGAAGAGGUUACUGAGAUUGGAAGAUUUAGAGUACCCGGGGAACCCUCACGAGCGUCUCCGUCUGACCAAUCCCGGCAGGACCCUACAUCCCGCAAUGUGUCAUCCUCGACUAAUACCGCAUGGAAACUAGGAAGUGUGCGCGACAAACUGUAUAAGCUCUUCUCAAACUCCGAAGCCUCGCGCGAGACUGACGGCGAGAGAAGUCCCCAGCGAGCUCGUCUGCGGUCGGUCGAUAGACCUCUGUCUGAAGUAUUUGCCUCCUGUAAUGUCGACGAUGCGUCUCGAAUGCGGAAUGAUUCUAGAGAGGCGUCUGAUCUUCUGAAGGUGCCGGCGCAAGAAUGGCGUUCUAGCUCGUUAUCUGAGAAUUUGUAUACCCCUUCCCCAACCUGGACUAUCAACAAACCCGAUUCUGUCACUGAGAGUUCCAGAGCGCCUCUGAAUGCGAACAGCUCUUCUUCAGCUAGUGAACAGCCUCCGGGUGCGCGAGAUGGUACUGUCAGAAUGUCGAGCAGCAUCACGAGCACCACGAGUAAAAAUCCGUUUCUCGGGAUGGUGGCAGAGCAAUCGACGAAAGUGCGCAAAUUGUCGAGUUUCUUUCCUCACUAUGGGAUCCCCACUUCUCGCUCGACCGCUCUGUCAUUGACUUCGGAGGAAAGAGCAGGGGCGUCUUCCGUUUUUACGGGGACGAGCGGGUUUUCGCCUGAUUGGGACCGCGCAAGUAACAAGACGUCUGAGCGACCGGGUGCAAAAGUUGCUGUUGAAGACGGUGACGUGACUAUUUCCAAGAUCUCGUUUGACAGCGACCUGAUGCGUUCCACCCAAUCUUUCGCUAAUCGUGAAUCUGCUGCUGGUGCUCUUGUUUCCACCGAAGCUGCUGCGAUGCAAUCUACGACUAGUGAGACUGCUUCUGAUAACAAUGUGUUGGCGUCUGUGGUCAUGGAUCCAACGUAUAGAGAUACUGCAAGAUGGUAGAAAUUUGUAAUCAGCAUCUCAAAGUCUUUUUUUCUUUGUCUUUGUUUUUUAUGUUGUAUAAUUAGGUGGAUUGUUAUGGGUAUUUCGAAGAUGACAAGAGAGUCUGUGUUCAAAGAUAUGGGUUUAUGAUAGGUUUACUUGGCUUGAAGUAGUAAUAAAUCUCCAAGUUUUAACUCUUUAUGUCCG
This is a messenger RNA of Myxozyma melibiosi, 2193 nucleotides long. RefSeq lists its product as uncharacterized. Bases 1 to 2007 code for a protein of 668 amino acids. The record is from RefSeq and is a predicted model, not a curated record. Lineage: Eukaryota; Fungi; Ascomycota; Lipomycetes; Lipomycetales; Lipomycetaceae. The transcript has 2 exons.